GAGCGGGGGGGGCGCUGCGGGCUCCCGACAACACGGGGGGGGCCGCGGGAGCGCGCAUGGCCGCGGCGCGGGGCUGCGCGGCGGCGGGCACGAGCGCGAGCCCCGGUGCGGCGGCCGCGGGGUGCUCGGAGCUCGGAGCGCGCCCGGCCCCCGGCGCUGAGGGUCCCCCGUCCUCCCUCCCUCCCUCCCUCCUUCCCUCUCUCCCUUCCCCCCCUUUCCUUUUAUUUUCCCAAACUGUGCCCGAAACACAACAAAGCCCCGGGGCCGCCGGCUCCACCGUCGGCCGCUUUUCCUCUUUUAUUUUUUAAUUUUUUAUUUUUUUUUUAAUUUUUUAUUUUUUUUAUGCUCGCAAGCGGCCCCAGCAGAGCACACAAACACACGCACAGGCGGGCGGAGAGCGGGGGCCGUGCUCGGCGGCGGCAGCAUGGAUGUCCUGGCGAGUUACAGCAUCUUCCAGGAGCUGCAGCUCGUCCACGACACCGGCUACUUCUCCGCGUUGCCGUCCCUGGAGGAGAACUGGCAGCAGACAUGCCUCGAGUUGGAGCGAUACCUUCAGACAGAACCACGGAAGAUCUCCGAGAGCUUUGGUGAGGACUUAGACUGCUUCCUUCACGCCUCCUCAGCUCCAGAUGCGGAGGACACCAUCCGGCGGCUGGACCCCAUCCUUUUACCGGUGGAGACGAGUACGUGUGACAAAAGCGCCAACAUGGACAUUAUCCUUUCACGGGACAAGCUGCUGUCUGAGACGUGCCUCAGCUUGCAGUCCACCAGCUCUUCCACAGAAGGCUACACAGCCGUCAACCAGGCCCAACUCAAUGCAGUAACCUCGUUAACACCCCCUUCCUCUCCGGAGCUCAGCCGCCACCUUGUAAAAACCUCACAAACUCUCUCGGCAGUGGACGGCACGGUGACAUUGAAACUGGUGGCCAAGAAAGCUUCGCUCAGCUCCAUGAAAGUGGGUGUAGCGGCAGCAACCGCGGGGACAAUAAAAAGUGGGCAAAGUGACAGUGAACAAGGAGGGCCAGGGGCGGAAGCGUCCCCAGAAAACAAGAAGAGGGUUCACCGCUGUCAAUUUAAUGGGUGCCGGAAGGUUUACACAAAGAGCUCCCACUUAAAGGCUCACCAGAGGACUCAUACAGGUGAGAAGCCUUACAAGUGCUCGUGGGAAGGGUGCGAGUGGCGUUUUGCACGGAGCGACGAGCUCACGAGGCAUUACAGAAAGCACACGGGUGCAAAGCCCUUUAAAUGCAACCAUUGUGACAGGUGUUUUUCCAGGUCUGAUCACCUUGCCCUCCACAUGAAGAGACACAUCUAAAUAUCAGUCAGCUUGGCAUGGAAGUCAUCUGAGCUAAGUGUUGUGAGAUGAAAGUGGAACUCGAGUAAUAACAUGCUGCCUUGCAGGAGAAGAGAACUUGAUCACGUGUAAUCCUCUGUACAGAGACCACACGCUCGCACUGUCAUGCACCCAGUUAUACUUCAAUACAUACAUCGGUUCUUUAUGCCUUGCCCCAGCUGGAUGGGAGAAGAUGCAGGCGAGGAAAUGGUAUAGAGGUGAAGUCAAUGAGAAGAACAAUUGCGUACAGUACUUUGUCUCUCUUGGAUUUAUUUCCUGGUUUUGCCAAUGGAAGUCAAAGAAAAUGGAGGAGGCUUCUCUGCAGGUGGACGGCAACAGGAGGGGCUUAUUUAACUUGCUUCUCAAUGCAACUCAAUAGGAGAAUAAGUCGUCUUGAAGUUGCAUAUUUGUAGCACUAACUUUCUUUUUAAAUAGAUGGGGGGAAAACAAUGACCUAGAAAACCAAAUCCCAGUUUGGUAGCCAAAAUUAACCUCUUGGUUCGUUUGUUCUUUGUCUGAGGAUUCCUAAUGUUCAGUGCGUCAGACUUCUCACAGACACUUUGACCUGUCUUGGUUUUGGUUCUUCUUCCUAGAACUGAGCUAUUGAGAUCCUUUUAAGUCAAUACCAGUGGCCUUAAUGGCAGUAGACUGUGGAGUGACACUUGUGACACAAAUAUCCUCUCUUUGGCCUGAGUUUAUGUAGACUUCACGGAGGACUAUAUUUUUGUUGGUUGUUUUUAUUUUAAUUUUUGUUUUGGCUAUUGCACAACAUAUGCACUAGGGACUCUGGAAGCUGCUGCCAUGAUGGCUAAGUGGCCAAGGGAUAAACCCUGAGAAACAGCACCUAAUAUCUCUGUAGGCCUCACCUUAUUGCCAUAGCUAGGACUUCUUGUUUAUUUGUUGAAUGAAAACUUUAAAAGCUUAUUUGGAAGCUUAAACCUUCUUUUCUCUUUUCUCCACGAACAAGUGAUCUUCAGAACUCCUUGUCUUCACCUGGAUAUCGGUCUGGGACUGGCCACACCACACAGGCAUGACUACAGGAUUCCUUCCACAUCAUGUGAGCACGUUAGCCACAACUCACAGUGACUUAGAGAUGAAUUAUGUUGCUUUUUCUUGCUGUUCUUCUAAUAACCAAUUUAAAACAUUAGACUUUUGUUUGUGUAAAGAGCACCUGCAGACAUUUUUAUUUAAACCUGAUGUUUUUUGAACAUCUUACACUCAAAAAAAAACACAAGCCAAAAAUCCUGCUCUAGUCUCUGAGUGGGAAAUAGAGAACCUCUUCCAAGUACAAAGGCUUCAUUCAGCAUUAGCCUUUUAAAGAAAUUAUCAAAGUCCUCCUUUUCCACUCAUCAAGUUGAUACUGUAGCCCACUCCAAUAUGAAAAAACAUAAUGGUGUGAAUGGUGAAGGAAGGGUUGGAUUUCACAUACAACAAUGAGGCUUUUCCAAAUGAUUGCUCUAAAGUAUUACUAACCUAGAGGUCCAUUUUGACCUGCUAUGUGAACCACCAAGGAGAAGUGGAGGUCUCAUGCUCACCCUUCAGUCCUAUUAAUAAUUUGAUUUCGUUGGGCUUAAAGUGGAUUAAAGUCUACAAUACAAAAGAAAAACAAACAAAGAAAAAUGUAUCCUACUAUAACUUGCAUUUGAAACUAUUUGGCACUGGCCCUGACUCCAAAGACUGCAUUUAGGACCAUAAAAAUGGCCUAUGCAAGCAGGCAGGUGGUCAUUAGGUUGUAUAUUUUGUAUAUUCUGGGACCAUCCCUACAAGAUGUGUCUAGAAAUGAAACAAAAUGGCGCAUGGUCCACAAAUGGUUGCUGCUCUUUUAUACUGUAUUAGCCAACUGCCCUUCUUUGACUGUUUUGACUCAUUGACUGUUAAAUAUUUCCCUUAAUUUAUGUUUUGGGAGGUAAAACUGAACUCUUGGGGAAAAAAGAACAAACAAGAAACUCAAUAGAUGUUUAAGAGCUGUCACCAGGAUCCUUGGCACUUGAAUUCUCAGCAUUUUGCAACCUUUGGUUCCAGUGAGAGAUUGAAUUUACUCAAAAGAUGCUGUUUUUCCUCACAGUUUUCACAAAACACUGUGACUGUCAACUGAACACUUUGGGGACAGGGGGGAAAUACGAUGUCUGGCCCAUAUGGCAUGAAAUAUGGACCAAAAUCUAACCAUCUUUUAGGGGCAAUGAUGUAACAUUCAUGAUAAGAAAGAGAGAGAGAGAGAGCAAGAGAGAGAGUGAAGAAAGAAAAGAAAAGAAAGAUAGAGAGAAAGAAAGAAAAUUGAGUUUAUUCCAAAGAUUUAAAACUAACCAUACUAUAUAUACAUAUAUAUAUAUAUAUUUUAUAUAUAUAUAUAUAUACAAAAAUUGCGGAGCACUGCUUGCUGACAAUCUCGUAUUUCUCUACUUCUGUGUUUGCAUACUUCUAUGGCCAUUCCAUCCAGCUGUUCCACUGGGACUGAGGGCCCUAGAAUCCAAUUUGUGUUGGAAUAUAUAGAGCAUCCUGCCAGAUGUCUAAUGGGAACUGAAACCUCAGCUGUGUGAAACUGUAGAGCAUCCAGUCAGUGCAUUAGAUCAAAAAAAAAAAAAAAAAGAUAAGAAAAUCCUAGAAUUUCAUUAGUGUAGCAUCCUAAUGUAUGUGCUCUCAAACUCACUGCUACAAUACUCAUUGGCUGUGAACCUGCAUAAAUAUCCUCCUUUGACCUCUGGACACACCUGCCUUUAGAUAUGCUAACAGUAGUCUACAAAGAAUAAUUAUUAAAUGACAGUGUAUGUACCAGUCUCUAUUUAAAAGGGAAAAAAAUUAAGCAAGACUGCUUCUUUUAUUCCAGUUUUCAUUUGUGGUCUUGUUGACGUCUUAUUUAAAUAUGGCAGAACAAGGGCCCCACAGAAAGAAACAUACUGAAAUGUGUGAUUAUUUUGUUCUAGAGACAGGCCUACAGUUAAAUCCUGGAUUCGUAUAGCCAAACAUAGAGGAAAAGGGGAUAAGAGCCUUAACCAGAUUUCAGAUUUCUCAGGCUCUUUUUGUUGCAGGUCUUGAACUCUGAAGCCAAAUUCUGGGCUUUGGGACCAUCGCUUCUGCUUGUAACAGGAGGUAUUUUUCACCUGUAUAUGUUGUAUACUCUGUCAAUCUCUGCACUUCGGUUUCUGGGUGCUCAUAUACAAGUGUCUUAGUCAUUACUAAAAUUUUGAACCAUAGCUUGUAUUUUGUAAAUGGAGUCUCCAUUUUGGAAAGGCCUAAUUAGUGACACGUUCCAGGAGUCAUUUUUUACAAUUAAAAGUUUUGUUUCUUUGCAGAUAUUUCAAGCUGUGCACUUCAAACCUGAGCAAUCCAGUAUAGCUAGAUCAUUUUUGGGCCUGUGUCUCCUUGCUAAAGUUGUACAGACAUCUUCUAUUUAUAAAUUAUGAAUAGAAACAGGCUAAUAAGGAAAGGCUAAUCCUUUCUGUAAGGCGUCUUUGGAAGCAAAACCCUAAAUGGAUGAUUUGGUAACAGUUGAGGACAAAAUUAUUGAGCUUUAGAAAGGAGAAGCUUAACAUUGUUUCCUUCAUGCUAGAUUUAUGUCUGUUUGCAAAACAGAAGCCACAUUUUUCUGGCUUUUCAGAAGAAAGUAAGAUGUGGUUUCCAAGGCCAUGGAACUGUAGGAUGAGAACAAACUGAGACAAAUGUCCCACAAAAUAGUAUACGUAAAGGAAACAAUUAAAUCAAAUAUCAUUUUUUUUUUUUUGUGAGUAGCUAAAUAAUGUUUUGGAGCAGCGUAGUCAAUCAUAGAAUAAUGCAGGUAGAAAGGGACUGUCCAGAGGCUGUCUCAGCCAACCAUCAACUAGAGCCGGUUGCUCAGGGCCAUGUCCAGUUGAUUUUUGAAUACUGCCAAGGAUGGAAAUUCCACAGCCAUUCUGUGCAAGCUGGUCCAAUAUUUGACUAAAUUUGUGGUAAAAAAAAGAAAAAAAAAAAAGAAAAAAAAAGACAAAUCUGUGUGUCAAGUAGGAAUUUCCUAUGUUCCAACUUGUGUUUGUUGGCUAUUCCACUGUGCACCACUGCAAAGAGUCUUCAUCUUCUCCACACCUUCUCUUAGGUAUUUGUAGGCAGCAAUAAGAUCUACCCUUACCUUUCUCUUCCUAAGGAUUAACUGUGUCUCUUAGCCUCUCUUCGUCCAUCAUGUGCUCCAGCCAUCUGAUCUCCUUGGUGGCUCUCUUCUAGACUUGCUCCAGUAUGUCAGUAAUUUUCUUGUAUGGGGAAGACCAAAACUGAACAGAAUAUCCCAGAUCAAGAUGUACUUUAUAUGUUACAGUGUUGAAAAAUCAUUUAGAAAGUACCAGUAUCAAGAUUUUUCUAGUAAGAUUUUCUGAAUGUAUAAAAUUAUGCUUAUGGAAAUAUGCUUUUUAUACUGCCAGCUUGAGGCUUGGCAAGCAAAAUUCUGCUUUUCUAACAUAAUCAUCACUUUUUUACCUUAAACUAAAAUAACGUAUCACUCAUACUACAUCAAACGUGGAGACACAUGAUAUUGCAUUUUAGUCACUUUUUAGAACAAAGCAACACUUCAGCGCAUCUUUGUUCUGCAAUUUUUUCCCCCUUAGGAGAAGAGCAACGUAAACCAUCAUGUAUAUUUUACAAAGAAUAGUCUUAACAGGAAAGGAGAUUCCAGAGUAGAGUGUUUUUCAUUAUCUCAAAGUUGCUCUCUUUCAAUAGCCAGUUCUCAGUCUAGAAAAUGAUUUCACCUGGAUAGUCUAGGCAAAUGAACAAAAGAAAGCUUAUUUCCAGGACUGAAAUCCAGGAUUUAUUCAGUGGGUUGGACAAGGCCCUGAGCAGAGUGAUCUAACUGAACUGUUUUUUAAGCUGAGGCUUGCAUUAGGUGACCUCCACAGGUACCUUCCAACAUUAUUUUUUCCUGUUUCUGUGAUUCAUAUCAGAGCUCUGUCUGGUUAACUAUGUGUACUGGUUCUAGUUCUUCCCAGAGUGUAUAAUGGGUCCAUAGGGUUACUCUCAAACUCUGAUUCAUCCAUAUCAAACGUUAUAAGGUUUAUUCAUGAGCGAGAUGUAGAGAGGAAAAAAAUCUUGAAGAAGAAAAAAAAGCUUAGCAAAGCAGUUUGAAGGAAUAUCAUACCAUGAGAUGUGUCGCAGUCGCAGGAACCAAACAAAUAUUACAGAAACAAGUUUGCUAGCCUGGAAGACCCAUGCAGUGUCUCAAAAAUGGUUCCCGGUACCUGAAAUCUUAGCCAACCUACAUUUCUACAGAGGUGUUUUUUUGUUUGUUUUUUUUUUGUUUUGUUUUUCAUUUGAUUCAGAUUUUUUGGAAUUGGGCUUACUGCUUUUUUAAAAUAGCACAUUUUCACUUAAUACCUGGAAAACACUGACUAAACACAGGUGGGGAAGAAGAACCUGAAUGCAAGAAGAUCCUCCAGUCCUUUGCUUUUGGAACUAUUUUACCUUCAGGAGUAAAAAGGAUAAUCACUAAGAUGUAUGGCUAAAAUGGAAUUGAACAAUAUGACGGUUGCAGUGAUUGAAUGUGUCUUAUCCGUGAUCUUUCAGUAUUUAUAGAAUCAGGUUUUCUCCUUCAUUUUUACCUGGCUGUAGACAAUUUGGGCUUUUUAGCUGCCCCUAACACAAAGGUUGCUCUUCUUAUUUAACAUGCUUUGUUUAUUUGUGUAUAGAACAAGUCAUAUUUGGUGCUUUUGAUAGAACUGAUCAAAAUCCAACAUGCUUAAGGGUUUCCUUUUCUCUCACCUUCCUGGAAUGUAUGUCAAAAUCUUUACAUUUAAAAAACAAAAACAGAGGAAAACUUUGGACGUUAUUUAAUGUUACCAGGCCAGCACCCAGUGGAUCAAGGGCUUUUAUUCUUGAUUUUAAUUGGGACUUAGCAAAUCCUUUCAUUCCAUCCAGGCUGUUUUUAAGCUUUCAUAUUUCUGGGUUAUGAUUUCAACCCAACACUCUUUUGAAGUACUUUUUGCUGAUUUCAGAUAGAAUUGCACUUGCAAAGCUCCUCACAUAUCAAGAACAAUGACCAUGCUAGACUAACUCUAUGGCUUUGACUUGAAAAAAUGAAAAUAAUUUCUUCCCAAGAUUCUACAACUACUCAUUGAUAAGUCUUGCCUGUCACUCAUUAGCAUUAAACCUACACCUUCUUGAAUGAUCAUUUCCAGAUCAAGCUUGGAUAUUCUUCUUCCUUGUGUCACACUUGUGUCUUUUUUUAUUAAUAGUUUAGGGAUGAUUACUGCAGUCUUUCUCCUCACAGCUCUACAUUGGCUUCAGUGGCAAGAUUUAGCAUAGCAAGAACUGGAGGGUCUGGCCCACCAGGUACUAAGGUCUCUCUCAUAAAAGCUGAGACUUUCCUCCUCCCUUAGAGGAAUAAGUCCAAGACAUACUUGUACUAUAUAAGUUAUAUAUAUAAUGAUGUAGUUGUAUAUAUAAAUUAUAUACAUAAAAAUGUGGAGAUAGGGGGGUAGGCUGCCUUUAUCACCUCAAAAAUAGGUUUCCCUACCUGAAAACUUUCAAAUGCAGGUGUCAUUUUCAAACAGGGUUUUAUAGUUUUCCUUAAUGCUUGUUAAUGGCAUUUUUGGUGUGAUAAUUCAAGUUGAAACUCUUCACAAUUUUCAAAAUGAAAGCUUUGAUGAUUUUUUUAAGUGCUUUGGUCCUAACUUCUAUAUACUGCCAGAAAAACAGGUUCUACACCGUUUCUCUGUGUGAGCGUGGAGGUGCAACCGUAUACCAUAUACACUCACACAGAAGACAAAACUGAGCUACUGACUUACAGUGUGUAGUAACCAACCGUGCCUAUUGCUUUGAUUUAGGGAGGGCACUUACUGUUGCCACUGCAUUUUAGGAAUCAUGUCAGCUUCUGUAGGAAAGUUUUCAACAGUCUGGGAAAUACUUGUUGCUGUGUACUGUGAAUGAGUAGGCUGCAAAUUGGGGGUUGGGAGGGGAGGUGGGAAGGGAGGGGGAUGAGGGCUUAGCAUGUACACACUAAAAGUGAACUAGAAUGGACAGAAAGGUGACAAUUUUAGCCUUUAUUGUUGGGCUCUCGGGGAAAUAAAAAGCUAACAUGCAGUCCCUGAAAGGCCUGAUGGCUGAAGGGCUGAUCUUUACUUUAUAUUUUGCAACAUGCCUUUUUCCCAUCCCUCUGUAUUUUAAAACCCAGGCCUGUCAGAUUCUGGAAGUAGAUCAAAACACUGGUUUACACACUACUGUGUUACCAAGGCCAUGUCUCUACCAGGGAAGUUGCCCUAUGUUAAAAUACCAGUCUAGUUGAAAUCACUUUGUGGAUGCACAUAGUAUUUGUUUGCCUGGACUGUGUUUGCAUUGGCAUCCUAUGCAGUUAAGAUAAAGUGUAAGAAAUGGUUCAACCAAUUAAGAUACCUCGACCAAAAGGUUCUUGCACCAAUUUAAGUGUAUGGUUUUGAAAUCACUGCAUAUAAACUAUGACAGCUUUUCUCUUAGAAACAAGGCCUUAGUUUAGCGUGUCUGCUCAUCUGAUUGGAAAAAUAAUAAAGCAGGCUGAGAUUUAUUUUUUUUUUGUCUUGCUUUGCAAAACGUCCUGUUUUCUUUCUUAUCCUUUAAAACCUUUCUUGCUCUCUACUUCAUGUUAGAUUUUUGUUUGGGGGAUUUUUUUUAGCAACAACAACAACAAAAGGAUGAAUGCUCCCUAUUAAAAAAAAAAAAAAAAAAAAAACACAAAAAAAAACACACACACAAA
Molecule: messenger RNA, 9014 nt
Organism: Anas platyrhynchos (mallard)
Lineage: Eukaryota; Metazoa; Chordata; Aves; Anseriformes; Anatidae
Gene: KLF7
Product: KLF transcription factor 7
Biological process (GO): regulation of transcription by RNA polymerase II
Molecular function (GO): DNA-binding transcription factor activity, RNA polymerase II-specific; RNA polymerase II cis-regulatory region sequence-specific DNA binding
Source: RefSeq, a predicted model, not a curated record